Molecule: messenger RNA, 1665 nt
Organism: Annulohypoxylon maeteangense
Lineage: Eukaryota; Fungi; Ascomycota; Sordariomycetes; Xylariales; Hypoxylaceae
Exons: 2
Coding region: 1-1665 (554 amino acids)
Source: RefSeq, a predicted model, not a curated record
AUGGGUGCAAUGAUCAGCAAGCUUCGCGAUAGGGCCGCCGCACGCCAGCAGGCUGGGGGUCAGUGGGCUGGACCUCAGCAGCAGGGUGGUGCUCAAUGGGCUGCACCUCAACAGGCCCAGUGGGCUGGUCCACCUCAACAGGCUGGACCUCAAAUAGCUCGCCUGCGGUUAUCCAGGGUGUUUUUAUCGCCUAAUCCGCGCAAUAUUGAGGUAUUCCGCGCCAUUGCGGACCACGAAGCGUUCCGCAAGGAUAUCGUAGAGAUCGUCUACGAUGAUGCGCGCCUAACUAGGCCCCCUGUCCUACCACAGAGGGGGACCUACGAAUAUGAACCCGAGGAGGCUUGGGACGAGGAAGAAAGCCUUGAAACUACAGGAGCUCCAUUCUGGUUUGUACAGGCAUGCAAGGACAAUGCGUUUGACUUGAAUUCACGCAGGAUCAGCGAUGUAGAUACCCCGGACCACAUCGCAAGAUCCAAACAAAUCGCGGCACAAAUGACCUACCAGGAGUCGUGGAAUCACUAUCAACACCUACUCCAGCAGCAAGACCCCAUCUUGCGCACCGACGAGGACAUCCGCGCAUUAGAGUACGGCCUAACCCGCUUCCCCGCACUAAAGCGAAUCACCAUCACCGCCGCAACCCACGGCUUCCUAUACACCCCCCUAUACGAAACCCCCAUGAUCCGCGCCUUCCCCUACGGCUUCAACUACCCCACCCCCCGCGGCUGGCCCUGCGCCGCAGACGGCGACCCCCUCCCCUCAGCCGAAGACUGGAUCGACGAGCCCCACAAAAACAACUGGCGCGGCGCGCGCAAAGUCCUGCACACACUCGCGCACCACGCGCACCCCAUCACCGAGCUCGUCAUCGACGCGCGGUACCUGCAAACGGGGCUCAGCAGCCGCAUCUUCGAACAGCCGUGCGCCGAACACGCGAACCUCGUGGCCGUUCUGGGUAAACCCGGUUUCCGCCGUUUAGACCUCGAUCUCCUCGUAAACGCCCAGGAAUACCUCGGGUGGCCCUGCUUCCGGCGCGGAUUACUGCGCGCCGCACUGGCGAACGCGACGGGGUUGGAACACGUGACGCUCCGGACGAAUGUGUGCCAUGAUCCUGAUGCGCGGGCUACGGUUCGGGGAAGCGCGGGGAGGAUUGAGAAUUUGGUUCCGCUGCGUACGGUGUUUCCUGUGGAGAAGUGGUCGUGUCUGCGACACUUCGGGUUAUCUAAUUUUCUCGUGGUGCAGGAGGAUGUGAUUGCGUUUUUGGCUGCGCUGCCGACGACGCUGAGGACUGUGGAGUUGAGCUUUUUGGGGUUUUUGGAUAAUGGGGGGUGUUAUAGGACGUUGCUUGAGGGGAUGCGGGAUACGCUUGACUGGAGGGGGAGAGAUGAGGAGGCGCGGCCGAGGGUUACGAUUGGGGUGGAGAUGGUGGCUCAGCCGUGUUCGGGACGCGGUAUUUGGGUUGAUAGGGAGGUUGAUGAGUUUUUGUAUAGGGGUGGGGAGAAUAUGUUUGGGCAGCGCGGUUGGGGGGGCAAUCAGAUUUGUUACGGGGUGGGAACGGUGAGGGAUGCGUUUGAUCCGGCUUUUGAGAGGCCAUGGGUUGAUUAUGAGACGUAUCAGAGGUUGGGGAUAUACAAGGGGACGCCUAGGCCUUUGAGAAAACCGGUGGUGUAG